Messenger RNA from Perca fluviatilis (European perch), 4647 nucleotides. RefSeq names its product exportin 1 (CRM1 homolog, yeast) a (gene xpo1a). Gene Ontology annotation, biological process: ribosomal small subunit export from nucleus; protein export from nucleus; ribosomal large subunit export from nucleus. Gene Ontology annotation, molecular function: small GTPase binding; nuclear export signal receptor activity. The record is from RefSeq and is a predicted model, not a curated record. Bases 658 to 3858 code for a protein of 1066 amino acids. Gene Ontology annotation, cellular component: cytoplasm; nucleus. Lineage: Eukaryota; Metazoa; Chordata; Actinopteri; Perciformes; Percidae. The transcript is spliced from 25 exons.
CGGGCCGAAACACCGAGAAUGAAUAUCCCGGUCUCAACCGGUUUCAACCGGUCCGUGGUUGGAAGCAUGAGCUUAGAGGAAGAGCACACUUGCACGCAUUAAAACAUCUCUGCUCUCCAACAGUGUGUGCGAAUAGAGCCAGAAAUAAAAACUAUUUUUACUUCGUGAUUAUGACCCGGAAUACCGCUCAAAGUGUGAUUCCGUGAAUCUGUGUUGUUAGCUUAGUUAGCUUACUAUUAGCCAGCAGACUUGAAUCAUCAUUGACUUUUCCAUUAGCACGCUAAGUUGCUAUUAGCCUGCCUUGGGAGUCGGCUGUAAUCACUGCUAGCCAAAGAAAGAUAUGUUUCAGACUGGCUGAAGACAAGAAAGAAAUAAGCUGCGGAAAGCUUUUAAUACAUCGCCAAGAAUCGAUAAGUAUCCAACGUAACGGCAUUUUUAAAUCAGCGCAGUUGGUGUCAUCCAGGGAAGCUAGCUAGCGUUAGCUUGUUGCUAUCGAAGGUUAGCUAGGCGCAGGCUAGCUAAACGUGUGCCAUGAGAUAACGUUACACAGUGUUUCUUUGCUUUAAGAGGAUUAAUAUUCCAGUCUUAAACCACAAGUCGCAUUGGUUAACCAUUACUUGUUUUCGGACGGGCGGACAAGACACCACUAGAAGCUCUAUGCCAGCAGAAAUGACGAUGUUGGCCGAUCACCCAGCCAGACAGCUGCUUGACUUCAGUCAGAAACUGGACAUCAACCUGUUGGACAAUGUUGUCAACUCCAUGUACCACGACAUUGGAUCCCAGCAACGAGUGGCCCAGGAAGUCCUCACCAACCUGAAGGACCAUCCAGACGCCUGGACGAGGGUCGACACCAUCCUGGAGUUCUCUCAGAACAUGAAAACUAAAUAUUAUGCACUGCAGAUUCUGGAGACAGUCAUCAAAACACGCUGGAAGAUUCUCCCCAGAAAUCAGUGUGAAGGCAUCAAGAAGUAUGUUGUUGGGUUGAUCAUCAAGACGUCUUCUGAUCCCACAAACAUGGAGAAAGAGGGAGUCUACAUAUCAAAACUCAACAUGAUCCUUGUACAGAUCCUGAAGCAAGAAUGGCCCAAACACUGGCCCACCUUCAUCAGUGAUAUCGUGGGCGCGAGUCGGACCAGCGAGAGCCUCUGUCAGAACAACAUGAUCAUCCUCAAACUGCUCAGCGAGGAGGUUUUUGACUUCUCCAGUGGCCAGAUGACCCAGGUGAAGGCCAAGCACCUCAAAGACAGCAUGUGCAACGAGUUCUCCCAAAUAUUCCAGCUGUGCCAGUUUGUGAUGGAAAACUCCCAGAAUGCCCCGCUGGUCCACGCCACGCUGGAGACUCUCCUCCGCUUCCUGAAUUGGAUUCCUUUAGGUUACAUCUUCGAGACCAAGCUCAUCAGCACUCUGGUCUACAAGUUCUUGAACGUGCCCAUGUUUCGCAACGUGACGUUAAAAUGUUUGACGGAGAUCGGCGGAGUGAGCGUCAACCAGUACGAGGAGCAGUUUGUCAACCUUUUUACCCUCACCAUGUGCCAGCUCAAACAGAUGCUUCCUUUGAACACUAACAUCCGAGUGGCCUACGCCAACGGGAAGGACGACGAGCAGAACUUCAUCCAGAACCUCAGCCUGUUCCUCUGCACCUUCCUCAAAGAACACGGCCAGCUCGUCGAGAAGAGAUCCAACCUGCGAGAGACCCUCAUGGAGGCCCUGCACUACAUGCUGCUGGUGUCGGAGGUAGAGGAGACGGAGAUCUUUAAGAUCUGUCUGGAGUACUGGAACCACCUGGCAGCGGAGCUCUACAGGGAGAGUCCUUUCUCCACCUCCAGCACCCCGCUGCUUUCCGACGUCCCGCCACGCAGACACCUGUACCUGCCUGUACUCUCCCAGGUGCGUUUGCUGAUGGUGAGCCGCAUGGCCAAACCAGAGGAGGUGCUGGUGGUGGAGAACGACCAGGGCGAGGUGGUCAGGGAGUUCAUGAAGGACACAGACGCCAUUAACCUUUACAAGAAUAUGAGGGAGACUCUCGUGUAUCUGACCCAUCUGGACUACGCCGACACUGAACGCAUCAUGACGGAGAAGCUCCACAGCCAGGUGAAUGGCACCGAGUGGUCGUGGAGGAACCUGAACAUGCUCUGCUGGGCCAUCGGCUCCAUCAGCGGGGCGAUGCACGAAGAGGACGAGAAGAGGUUCCUGGUCACCGUCAUCAAGGACCUGCUUGGCCUGUGUGAGCAGAAAAGAGGGAAGGACAACAAGGCCAUCAUAGCGUCUAACAUCAUGUACAUCGUGGGCCAGUAUCCUCGCUUCCUCCGAGCCCACUGGAAGUUCCUCAAGACUGUCGUCAACAAGCUGUUUGAGUUCAUGCACGAGACCCACGAUGGCGUGCAGGACAUGGCGUGCGACACCUUCAUCAAGAUCGCCCAGAAGUGCCGGCGUCAUUUUGUCCAGGUCCAGGUGGGCGAGGUGAUGCCCUUCAUCGACGAGAUCCUCAACAAUAUCAACACCAUCAUCUGUGACCUGCAGCCACAGCAGGUCCAUACGUUUUACGAGGCCGUUGGCUACAUGAUUGGAGCUCAGACGGACCAGGCGGUUCAGGAGCUUCUCAUAGAGAAGUACAUGCUGCUGCCUAACCAGGUGUGGGACAGCAUCAUCCAGCAGGCCACCAAGAACGUGGACAUCCUGAAGGACGCGGAGACGGUGCGUCAGCUGGGCAGCAUCCUAAAGACAAAUGUCAGAGCCUGUAAAGCUGUCGGUCAUCCCUUUGUUGUUCAGCUGGGACGAAUCUAUCUGGACAUGCUCAACGUCUACAAGUGUCUGAGUGAAAACAUCUCCUCGGCUGUCCAGACCAACGGUGAGAUGGUGACCAAACAGCCUCUGAUCAGGAGUAUGAGGACAGUAAAGAGAGAGACAUUGAAGCUGAUCUCUGGCUGGGUCAGCCGCUCCAACGACCCUCAGAUGGUGGCAGAGAACUUUGUGCCCCCCCUGCUGGAGGCGGUGCUCAUCGACUAUCAGAGGAACGUACCGGCUGCUCGGGAGCCCGAGGUCCUCAGCACCAUGGCAACCAUCGUCAACAAGCUGGGAGUCCACAUCACGGGAGAAAUCCCCAAGAUCUUUGAUGCGGUCUUCGAGUGCACUUUGAACAUGAUCAACAAGGACUUUGAGGAAUUCCCCGAACACAGAACCCAUUUCUUCUACCUCCUUCAAGCCGCCACGUCCCAGUGCUUUCCAGCCUUCCUGUCAAUCGCCCCGGCCCAGUUCAAACUCAUCCUGGACUCCAUCAUCUGGGCCUUCAAGCACACGAUGAGGAAUGUCGCCGACACAGGUCUCCAGAUCCUGUACACUCUCCUGCAGAACGUAUCCGGAGAGGAGGCCGCAGCGCAGAGCUUCUACCAGACGUACUUCUGUGACAUCCUACAACACAUCUUCUCCGUGGUCACCGAUACCUCGCACACUGCAGGGCUGACCAUGCACGCCACCAUCUUGGCCUACAUGUUUAACCUGGUGGAAGAAGGGAAGGUCAGCGUUGCUCUUAGCGCCGCCAAUCCGGCCAACAACCAGGCGCACGUCCAGGAGUACAUCGCCAACCUGCUGAAGACGGCCUUCCCCCAUCUGCAAGAUGCCCAGGUGAAGGUGUUUGUAACGGGUCUGUUCAGUCUGAACCAGGACAUCCCGGCCUUCAAGGAGCACCUGAGGGACUUCCUCGUGCAGAUCAAGGAGUUUGCCGGCGAGGACACGACUGACUUGUUCCUGGAGGAGAGGGAGACGUCUCUGCGCCAAGCCCAGGAGGAGAAACACAAGCUGCAGAUGUCGGUGCCGGGCAUCCUCAACCCGCACGAGCUGCCGGAGGAGAUGUGCGACUGAAGGGCGAACAGCGGCGUACAAAACGGCUCUGAAGGAGGGAAAGGGUCAAGAGAGAGCAAGGACGCUUCCUGUUGAUACAUUUUCUUUUCAAGUGUGUUUGUGUGCAAGUGUGUGUGUGUGUGUGUGUUUGAAAAGAGAAUGAGGGGCCAGAGGAAAGACCCCAGCACUAGGUUGUAAGUCGACCAAAAUCAAUGUCAAUAUGUAAAUGAGAAUCGCCCAGCCUGACCUCCCUCCACCCUGGCGCGGAUUCUUCUUCUUCUUCUUUUUCCCCCCUACGAACUUAUUUUAUACGAUUUAUUAUUUUUUUGUGUAACAUGCCAUCUUUUGUUAAUUCUUUUGCUAAUUAAAAGCUUUGUCUGGCCAUACGGUUCUUAUACACAUGCAUGAAGUUGAAAGAAUUCUUUUUAAUCUCUCUGCACCCCCUCAGUUCACCUCUCCUCUCCUAUUUGUUAAUAUGUAAAUAUAUAUAUAUAUAAUGUUGAAAACACUUGCGAUGGCUAGUUGACGGACUGCUCUGGUUUCUGAAGUGCCAUGUGCAUGGCGCCGGACGAAUGUGAUGCUCAAGGGGGUCGACAUGUACUUCCUUUGUUGUCCUGCUAUGGUUUGUCAGUGUGUGUAUCGUUUGCUUUUUUUUUUUUUUUUAACUCUGGCUCUGUGAUGGAGCCGGACCUUCAGUUGGACCGCUCUGCGUUUGGAUGAGAAGGAAGGCUGUGUGCAUAUCAUCCUGUUUGUAAAGCUGUCUUAGUACUCUGAGAAUAUAAAGUUGGCUAUUUUUACAAAAAAAAAAAA